Molecule: messenger RNA, 1619 nt
Organism: Physella acuta
Lineage: Eukaryota; Metazoa; Mollusca; Gastropoda; Physidae
Product: putative cytochrome P450 49a1
Molecular function (GO): heme binding; oxidoreductase activity, acting on paired donors, with incorporation or reduction of molecular oxygen; monooxygenase activity
Source: RefSeq, a predicted model, not a curated record
AGUUGCAGUGACUGGUAGUUCUUAAAACUUCUAGAAUGUUCUCGAUACGAGUGGGACGGUUGAUCUCUAAUUUACCCAGUAGCAGCGAGGCUGUAGUCUGCUGCGUCAGACCAUACAGAGUCGACUCGCCAUCUGUGACGCAUGACGCGAGGGCAAAGGUCGGUGCCACCAAAGCAGACGAGGCCACGACCUACAAAACACUGGAUGACAUGCCGGGACCUGAGGGCAUCUACGGUCUGCCCUACAUCGGCUCCAUGUUCCUGUUUCACCCCUUCACCAAGUACAAGCCUGAGAAAUGCCCCGAGUUGUUCGCUGAGCUCCACCGGAAGUACGGGCGUAUCGUCAAGUUCCGCAAGGGCCUGCAGUGGAGCGUGCUGCUCUUCGACCCCGACCUCAUCCAAGAGGCCAUCUCCUAUGAGGGCACCUGCCCCAUCAGGCCGUCCCCACCUCUCUCUGACGCCUGCACGGAGAGGACCGGAUGCCGGAAAGGCAUCAGUCAAUUACAAGGCGAGGAGUGGCUCCGUGCCAGAAAACCUAUCCAGGAGUUCCUGCUGCAACCAUCCAAGACCAACCAGUACACGCCAGUCUUGAACAACACCGCCAGGGAUCUGGCAGGGGUCAUUGCCCAGCUGCAUGCCCAGAACAAACCAGUUCCCCUAGCCGAUCUCAUGCUCAGAUACGCGAUUGAAUCUUCCGCUCUAUACUGUGUCAACACCAGGCUAGGUUUCCUCCAACAACGCAAUCAACCUGCUCUACCAACUGAACCAGCCUGCCACCAGACCUACUCUGGCGUUAGAGACCAACCGAGCCAGAACGAGGCCAGCCCUAUCACGAUGAGCGAGGCAGAGAGAACCAAGUUCCUGGAGAUGGUUCAGGUGUUCAUGUCCACAGUAGGGAACGGGUACUACACCUUCCCUCUGUACAAGUUCUUCAGGACAAAGCUAUACAACGACUUCGAGAUGGCCCAGCAGUACUUAGCGAACGUCAUCCACCAGCAAGUUCUGGAAAUCGCCAAGUCCAUGAAAAACACACCCCAGGAACCCGGCAAAGAACCAAACCUGCUCCAGUCUCUACUCCAGGACGGGCGGAUCGACCUUGACCUCUGCGUUUCCUUGGUGACCGGAUUCUUCUCGGCUGCUACCGAAAACAUCUCAAAGAGUUUGGGCUUCGUGCUGUGGUACCUAGCCAAGAACGUGGAGAAGCAGACGAGACUGAGGGCAGAGAUCUGGGGGUGUUCUAGGGAGAGUGUGACAGCUGAGGAGCUCGCACACCUGCCCUACCUUAAGGCGUGUCUCAAGGAGAGCCACAGACUCACCUUCCCCACACCUUUUGGUUCCCUGCGUGUGCUACCUGAGGAUAUUGUGCUAGACGGUUACCACAUACCUGCAGGGACGCCAGUCAACUUUGGCCACAAUUGCCUGGGUCACAGCAGUGAGUACUUCGAUUCACCGGAGCAGUACAUGCCAGAGAGGUGGCUGAAGCAGUCCCAGACCGCCAUAGACACGACCCUGAGGCGGCGUCAGUCCUACAUCACCAUGCCAUUUGGUCUGGGUAAGAGGAACUGUUUGGGCAGAAGAUUGGCAGAGCAGCAGAUUUAUCUGGCACUGAUCAAGCAUUAG